AUGGCGAUGACCCAGGCAGCAAACCUGGUAGAGAAGAUUAUCGGCCACGGUGAUAACGCAACAAUCACCACUGAUGUGUCUAGCUACGACAAUGAACAUGGAGUGGAGACCGGAGAGAUGAUUCAGGCUACUACCUGGCAAGGGAAGAACCAUGUCAAAGUUGUGCAAAUGCCAAAGCCGCGGGUGGUUGACCCUGGAGACGUGAUUGUCAAGGUGACAGGAAGCACUAUUUGCGGUAGCGAUCUUCACCUGUAUCAUGGGGUCGUUCCUCAAUUGGAGAAGGGAGACGUGCUUGGCCAUGAAUGCUGUGGAGUUGUGGACAGUGUAGGGCCGGAGGCAAAGAACAUCAAGAUCGGAGAACGAGUUGUUGUUUCUUUUCCCAUUGCGACCAACGAAAAUACCCUAACCAAUGCAUUGUAUGGAAAACGAACUGCAGGUAUUUUUGGAUAUUCCCAUUUCACAGGUGGAUUUGCCGGUGGACAGGCUGAGUACAUUCGAGUUCCAUACGGCGACGUCAAUCUACUUUCCAUUCCAGACGAAGUGCCAGAUGAGAAGGCACUCUAUGUCUCGGACGUCAUAGCAACAUCAUGGCACUGCGUAGUCGACACCGGUGUGAAGGAGGGAGAUGUUGUUGCGAUCUGGGGAGCUGGACCGAUCGGGCAGAUGUGUGCGCAGUUCAGCUUCUUCCAUGGAGCUAGCCGAGUCAUCCUUAUCGAUGGAGGCGAUGGUGCUUGGCGAUUGGACUUCGUGAAGACCAAAUCACCAAAGGUUGAGACGCUCAACUUCACUGAUCUGCCAAAAGGGGAGUCGGUGACAUCACAGCUGCAAAAGAUGGUCGAGGGUGGACCCGAUAUUGCUUUGGAAUGUGCAGCAGGUGAAUACGCCAAAGGAUGGGCGCAUUACUUCGAGCAGUUGCUUGGGAUGGAGACAGAUACCUCAGAAUUGUUGAAUGAGAUGAUUACUGCCGUUCGCCCAUUUGGCCAUGUUGGGGUGACUGGGGUCUAUGCUGGAUUUACCAAUCACUUUAACAUUGGGGCUCUGAUGCAGACAGGUGUCCAUCUUAUGGGUAAUGGACAGGCUCCUGUCCAUAAGUAUUGGAAGCAUCUUAUGAAUCUCAUUCAGACAAACGAUAUCAAUCCGCUGGAUAUGGUGACCCACCGGGUUCGUUUGGAAGAUAUGGAAAAGUUGUAUGCGGCUUUUAAUAAGCGAGAGAUGGGCAUGCAGAAGGUCUUCGUGCAGACCAAGCACUCUGCUCCUCCAGCAGAUGGAACUCCUCAAUUAACAGAGUUGUGA
Penicillium griseofulvum is the source of this 1293-nucleotide messenger RNA. RefSeq lists its product as uncharacterized. The transcript has 6 exons. Gene Ontology annotation, molecular function: zinc ion binding; oxidoreductase activity. Bases 1 to 1293 code for a protein of 430 amino acids. NCBI's taxonomy places the organism in Eukaryota, Fungi, Ascomycota, Eurotiomycetes, Eurotiales, Aspergillaceae. The record is from RefSeq and is a predicted model, not a curated record.